AUGAUAGUUAAUCAAAUUUAUUUUCCAACCUCGAAUAGUGAAGACGACGAAAUUGAACAAGUGUAUGACUCUUUAGAUGAACUGCUAGGAAUUUCUAGAAAUAGCGAUAAUGUAAUUAUUAUAGGCGAUUUCAACGCAGUAGUAGGGGAAGGAAAAGACAAUCAAAUAAUAGGCAAACAUGGUUUAGGAACAAGAAAUAUCAGAGGUGAAAGAUUAGUCAAUUUUUGUAAACAGAACAAUUUUUUAAUUACCAAUACAAUGUUUGAAGUACCGAAAAGAAGACGUUUUACAUGGGUAGCAUCAGGAGAUAUUAAUCGUUACCAAAUUAACUAUGUAUUAGUAAGGAGUCGUUUAAAGAAACAAAUAAUGACAGGUCACAGUUUUCCUGGUGUGAAAAUAGAUAGCGACCACAACCUAGUAGUGAUGAAAUAUAAAAUAGCACACAAGAAAAUUACAAAGCGACCCAAAUGUAACAUAUGGGACGUAGAAAAACUCAAAAGUGAAGAAACGAAACAAGAGUUCCAAAAUAAAGUUUAUAAUGGACUGAGAGUUGUUGGUACCGAUUCCCUAUGGGAUGAAGUGAUUAACAAUAUUCGACAAUUUGCUGUAGAAACAAUUGGAUUUAGAAAACUGAAUCCUAGGAAACCAUGGAUAACGAAUGAAAUAAAGAACUUAAUAAAACAUCGAAAUAAAUUAAGGAAGAAAGAUGAGGCGAUGUAUAAAAUAAUAAAGAACCGUAUUACUCAAAAAUGUAGAGUUGAAAAAGAGAAAUGGAUGGAUUUAACAUGCGAAAAUAUUAAAAUAAAUAUGACAGCAAAUAGAAUGGAUAAAAAAUAUGGAGUGAUUAAAAGAUUGUCAAGAUUAUCGAAGCUAAGAAGCAAAAUUGUUAAAGAUAAGAAUGGGAAACUGGUCCUAGAUGGAGGUGAAAUAGUAACGAGAUGGAAGGAAUACAUAGAAGACCUGUAUGAAGGAUUGAAAGGAGAAGACAUGAAUAUUGAAAAUAUAAUCGAGUCAAACAAAGAGGACAUAGGGCCAAUUAUAACAAAAUACGAAUUCAUUAAAGCACUAAGGGAAUUGAAAAAAGGUAAAGCAGCAGGUGUAGAUAACAUUUCGGCUGUAUUAUUAAAAUACGUUGGAAAAGAUACUGAACAUAAGAUAUUUGAAAUUGUUUGUACGCACCGUCGCGGAGCUGUUGAAAAAUAUUGA
This is a messenger RNA of Sipha flava (yellow sugarcane aphid), 1206 nucleotides long. RefSeq lists its product as uncharacterized. Gene Ontology annotation, biological process: chromatin remodeling. The record is from RefSeq and is a predicted model, not a curated record. The transcript has a single exon. Gene Ontology annotation, cellular component: nucleus. NCBI's taxonomy places the organism in Eukaryota, Metazoa, Arthropoda, Insecta, Hemiptera, Aphididae. Bases 1 to 1206 code for a protein of 401 amino acids.